Molecule: messenger RNA, 951 nt
Organism: Alligator mississippiensis (American alligator)
Lineage: Eukaryota; Metazoa; Chordata; Crocodylia; Alligatoridae
Product: olfactory receptor 14I1
Exons: 1
Coding region: 1-951 (316 amino acids)
Biological process (GO): G protein-coupled receptor signaling pathway
Cellular component (GO): membrane
Molecular function (GO): G protein-coupled receptor activity; olfactory receptor activity
Source: RefSeq, a predicted model, not a curated record
AUGUUAAAUCAAAGCUCUGUGUCUGACUUCAUCCUCCUGAGAUUCUCUGAUGCUUGGGAGUUGCAGAUUUUCUAUUUUGUCAUGUUUCUAGUCAUUUACAUCACUGUCCUGAUGGGGAACCUUCUCAUCAUUGUGGCUGUAGUCCUUGACCACCAUCUUCACAACCCUAUGCAUUUCUUCUUGAUGAAUCUGUCCAUACUGGAUGUGGGAACCAUUUCUGUCAUUCUCCCCAAAACCAUGGCCAACUCCCUGUUGAACAUCACAACAAUAUCCUAUGCUGGGUGUGCCACUCAAGUGUUUUUCUUUGGCUUCUUGGUGGGAGCAGAUCUUUGUAUACUCACCGUCAUGGCAUAUGACCGUUAUGUUGCCAUCUGCAAGCCCUUGCACUAUGAGAUGGUCAUGAACAGAAGAGCAUGUGUCCAAAUGGCAUCCAGUGCCUGGGUAGCAGGGAUGCUCAAUUCUAUCAUGCACACUUGGAACAUGUUUGCAUUCACUUUUUGCCAAGGCAAUGUAGUGGACUUGUUCUUCUGUGAAAUCCCCCAGCUCCUUAAGCUCUCCUGCUCGGACACAUAUUUCAGGGAACUGUUUAUGAUGUUUAUCAGUUUCUGCUUAAUUUUGUCCUGUUUUAUUCUGAUUGUUGCAUCCUAUAUUCAGAUCUUCAGUGCAGUCCUGAGAAUCCCCUCAGACCAGGGCCGGCAUAAAGCCUUUUCUACGUGCCUCCCUCACCUCAUUGUGGUCUCCUUGUUUAUCUUUUCUGGCAUAUUUGCCUACUUCAAACCUACCUCCCAUUCCCCAUCGGGAGUGGACCUCAUAGCAGCUGCCAUAUAUUCAGUAGUGCCCCCCAUGAUGAAUCCUAUUAUCUACAGCAUGAGGAACAAGGAGAUUCUUGCGGCUAUGAGGAAACUGGCUCACUGUCUGUUCUUCACUGACCAGGUGUCCAUUCUUCUCUAA